This is a messenger RNA of Pecten maximus, 3849 nucleotides long. Its product is annotated as cell cycle control protein 50A-like. The coding region runs from base 50 to 1144 and encodes 364 amino acids. The transcript has 9 exons. The record is from RefSeq and is a predicted model, not a curated record. Gene Ontology annotation, cellular component: Golgi apparatus; endoplasmic reticulum; plasma membrane. NCBI's taxonomy places the organism in Eukaryota, Metazoa, Mollusca, Bivalvia, Pectinida, Pectinidae.
CCUCUCCAGCUUUUUUAUCCACUCUUCUGCUCCAGGUAGCGCUACGUCAAUGUCUAAUUCCGGCAAAAUGGAGGAAGAGAAGAGUAGAAGACCUAAAGAAACGAAAUUUAAGCAGCAGAAGUUACCAGCAUGGCAGCCCAUCCUAACAGCAGGGACAGUACUGCCAGCAUUCUUUGCCAUUGGGAUUGCAUUCAUUCCGCUUGGUAUUGCACUCCUCAUCACCUCAAAUUCUGUUAAGGAGUUCACCUAUGACUAUACACAAUGUACAACUACCAAUGGAGAUACUUGUGCAUCCCAGCUAGCAGCCAUAGGAACAAACAACUCGGGCUUUAUAUGUACCUGUGCUGUAACCUUUGUUUUGCCAGAGAAUUUUGAGAAAGAUGUGUAUUUGUAUUACGGUUUGUCCAACUACUACCAGAAUCACAGGCGAUAUGUACGGUCUCGUGACGACAACCAGAUACAUGGGGACUCUGUCUCUGCUAGCUCACUGCUGUCUGACUGUGAACCUUACCUUACUAAGCCAUUCAACUCUACCCUCACCCUACCUAUAGCACCUUGUGGAGCCAUUGCCAACAGCCUGUUCAAUGAUACAUUUACCUUGACAUAUAAUGGUGGGUCGAGUUCUGAGUCUGUGACCCUUCUCAACACUGGAAUUGCCUGGCUGUCGGACAAGAAGGACAAGUUCAAUAACCCCGCCAGCUGGAGUGGUUUUACCAACCCACCAAGCUGGCCUAACAAGUAUGCCUGGACACUGGACACCAACAACAGUGAUAACAACGGCUACGUUAAUGAGGACCUCAUCGUCUGGAUGAGGACAGCUGCUCUGCCCACAUUCCGUAAACUCCAUCGCAGGAUCAGUCAUCAAGGCACCUUCUUAGAAUCUCUGCCUCAGGGAAAUUAUACGAUCAACAUUGACUAUGCCUACCCUGUCACUUCUUUUGAUGGGACAAAGCAUUUCAUCAUCUCGACCACGUCCUGGUUAGGAGGGAAGAACCCGUUCCUAGGUAUUGCGUACAUUGUGGUGGGAAGUAUCUGUAUCCUGUUGGGAGUAAUCUUCCUCAUCAUUCACAUCAAAUACGGCAAGAAGGCUUGGGAUAAAAUGAAGAGCACACUUGACUCAACUGAGGAUGAUGAGAACGAGUAAGAGUCUCCGAGACCAUCAAUGUGACCAGCAGAACUGCAUACUGAAGUAGAAUACUUAGGUGGAGGAGAGUUCUACAAAUAAGGGAAGUAAUCAGCUAGGAAAAACUCGAGUGAAGGAAAUGGAGGCCAUUAUGGCAAUAUCAACAAUGUGCAAUUUCUAGAGAACCGUUCUGGUGAACUUAACCAAAAACACUUAUUAGGUCAUCUGAUCUGAAGGAUUUGUAGAUUAUAGACUAAAGAUUUAUAAUCCCAAACCCUGAUGUUUUUCAGGGCCUUUGGUCCUUUGAUGUUGUUUUAGGUAUGAUUUCCCUUUUUAUUGUGCUAGUGAGAAUGAUCUGGUGAGAAUGUUAAUGAUGAGGUCAUAAUUUACAAUUGUUUUAUAUUGUAUAUAAAGAAUGUAAGAAAACUAGAAGCACACUCUUUUUUAGGUCACAUGAUAUGAAGUCUCAAGUGACCCAUUCAUAUAUACUUAUCUAAUUUUUCUGCUUGAAUAAAUUUAACAUAAUAAUGCUGAAAAAAUCACCCUGGAUAUAUCUCCAAAUUGACUUUUUUUUUUUUUUAAAUAUUCUCUUGUUUACACUUUCACAUAUAAGUAUAGGAGCAGUCUCAAUAUCUCAAACACCUCUGUAUCUUUCAUUCUGAAAUGAGCAGGCACUGUACCAUUUAUAUUUGUCUGUUGAAGAUUUUAGCAGAUCAGUAUUUUUCCAUGUUUCAUAAUAAGCACUAGUCAUAUUUGUAUAAAGCACAUUUUAGUGUUUAUUACAAAGUGGUCACCUCUAAAUUCAUGCCUGUUUAGCUAUAGCAACUUUAGGUCAGUGCUUUGGCUUCUGGGAUAUCAUUGAUGACGGAUUAGUUUGUAUCAAUUUUUAUUCCACCGAUAACGUGUGUCAAUAUGUCAAUUACAAUUAAUAAUGGAAACAAAAAUAAAUUACUGUACAGAACUUUUUAUUCAUUAAUUCAACCUUAAGAGUUUUUUCCCUGAAAACUUAUUAUUUUCAUUAUUUUUACACCUGAAUAUCCAAGAUCCUAUGACUUUUCAAGUGAAUUUAUAGUAGAAUUAAAAGUGUGAAUCUUUUGUUGUAUACUCAAGUACAAGGGAAAAACUAGAUCUAAUCAUGAUUAGUAUUCUUCAGACAUUACACGUAGUUUGAGUUCCAAUCUCAAAUGAAUGAGACUAUAAUUUAUUGUAUGUAUUGAGUAUUGAGUGAUUAUUUUCUAUGUUAAUUAGUAUAUACAAUAUCAGUAUGAAUGUUUUAUGUACCUAGAGUACAAUGUAUCGGGUUAUAUUUAUUGCAUGAAUGUGUAUGAGAGAAAAAUAGAAUUUUGAAAUCCUGUUUGUGUAAACCUCUAUGUCUGGUCUUCUCUAGUUAUCAUAAUACAGUUUUAUUAUGAGAGGUUCUAUUUAUUAACGAAUGUCUCUUAAAAAAUAAUGUACAUUAGUACACCCCAUCAUCUCCUAAUAAAGGACAUUACACAUCGGACACAGACAUCCUGGCCAAUCUGUAAACUAGUGAUGAAAUUCCAUUAACUGUUCAUUUUAUGCGAGAUCUACACAGGUUUUAUCUUCAGAUAUUCUUCAACAAGUAUUUCAUUUUGUGUUUGUCUCCAAGUCUGCUGAUAUGUCUGUGAUGAUUCUAUUCACUCUUGCUUGGCGUCCGUAGUUUGUACUUUUCAUUGUCAUCGCUACAGUCAUGAACAUUUGAGCAGAUUUUAAUCAAAUUUGGUCUGAAGCAUCCAGUACAUUCGUGUUCCCUGAUGUUGAAAAAUGGUAAACAGAGUCAACUGACUAAAUUUUUUUUGUGGGUUUUUUUUUUACUGCUAAAUGUUUUCACAUGCCAUUAUAAGCAAUGUUGAUUUUUAAGUCCAAAUGUCAAACAUUGAUCUCAGCAAUAUCGGUAGACGGCUUCCUAAUGAUUGUAGAGAAUAUAUGCUAUUAAUAGAUAAUAUUAUACAGCAUUUAUAUAGAACACUAUCUAACUUGGAUAAUUACUCUUAAUUUUCUACACAUUACCUGACAUAAUAAUAUUUUAGGUUCUACACAAAAAGCAGAUCAUAUACAAUAUAUAUCACCUCCAACAAAUGGGUAAAUAAUUGUACAGGACAUCUGUAUCGGGUUCUAAAAGCAGAUGUAAACAGGUGAGUUUUGAUCCCCUUAAGUUUGUUUUCGACUUCCUGGUAGCAUAUAGUAAGCAGUUCCACAAAGUAGCCACUACCUUUUCAAAGCACCAGGUACACAGCAUAAAUACCAAAUGUACGGUCAAUGUAGGAAUGUAUUCUUUAGAAUUACAGUGUGUUUACCAGUGAGAUAACUAGUAUACACUAAUAAGCAGGCUUUUCAUUUAUUUUUUUUGUCUUUGAAUUUCAUAUUAUGUGUCUGUUUAGUGUAGAGUACCGAUACAAUGCAUAAAUACAUUAAACUAUUGGAUGAUAAUCCAACCCAAUAAGCCAGUUCAUUACAUGGCUGAUUUAGAAACAUAUAUGUGGCUUGAAAAUGCUGGAUGCAUUUUUGGUUUUAAGCGUUAUUUAUAUCAGUAGUUCAAAUUGACUUGUAUCUACGACAACUUGUGAGAAAGAAUUUUUGAGCAGAUUUUUUACAUUCCUUUCAUAUGUAAGUCAGAGUUUAUUGUUAAUGUAAAUUAGAAUUCGAAAAAUUAUUUCUGUUAUCAUAGAUGUUUGUUCUUUUUAUUAAUAAAUUGAGACACAAUG